Molecule: messenger RNA, 792 nt
Organism: Ogataea haglerorum
Lineage: Eukaryota; Fungi; Ascomycota; Pichiomycetes; Pichiales; Pichiaceae
Exons: 1
Coding region: 1-792 (263 amino acids)
Cellular component (GO): mitochondrion
Molecular function (GO): protein-containing complex binding
Source: RefSeq, a predicted model, not a curated record
AUGUCAAAACUUGUUGUCUUUGGAGGAAGCGGAUUCCUGGGAAAGCGCAUAUGUGAGGCUGCCGUUGAGAGAGGCCUCAAAGUGGUCUCUGUGACUUCUUCCGGUUCGCGGCCUCGUCAAUUGCUCCCCGUCGAAGAGUGGCCAGAGAAAGUAGAGUGGGUCAAGGGCGACAUCUUCAAGCCCCACACAUACAAGGAUCUCCUCUCUGAUGCCAAUGCGGUUGUUCAUUCCAUAGGAAUAUUACUUGAGAACCCAAACUACAAGAAAGUGGUGCAAUCGAAUGACGACGUUCUUGGAGAGAUUCUGUCGUUCUUCAAAACAGCAAACCCCAUGAAAAAAUCGGUUUUCAACACCUACGACAAGGUGAACCACGAGAGUGCCAUCGUGCUUGCAGAAACUCUGCUGGAGGUCAACAAGUCGAAGCCUGCUUUCGCGUACGUUUCUGCAGAUCGUGGAUUUCCUGGUGUGCCGUUGGGCUAUAUCGAGUCGAAACGGAAAACCGAAUAUGAGCUCUACCAGAUGCAGCCCGCACUCAGACCGAUCUUGCUUCGCCCCGGAUUCAUGUAUGAUGAGCAUGCCGGCGGCGAUAGCCGCACCAAACUCAAAGAUCUGCUCCUUGCUGCCGCACGCGCAAACGAGACUGUGCUUGGCCAUGUUCUAGACGGCGUGAUAAGACCGCCCGUCAGUACCCAGACAGUGGCCAAAUGGUGCCUGGAUCGCAUUCAAGAUCCUGAGUUCCAUGGACCUGUGCUUCUGGAUGAGAUGACCCGCCAAUCUGGGGCACGGAUGUGA